Molecule: messenger RNA, 3457 nt
Organism: Egretta garzetta (little egret)
Lineage: Eukaryota; Metazoa; Chordata; Aves; Pelecaniformes; Ardeidae
Gene: GPAT4
Product: glycerol-3-phosphate acyltransferase 4
Exons: 13
Coding region: 1677-3182 (501 amino acids)
Biological process (GO): triglyceride biosynthetic process
Cellular component (GO): endoplasmic reticulum
Molecular function (GO): glycerol-3-phosphate O-acyltransferase activity
Source: RefSeq, a predicted model, not a curated record
GCUCUGCCGUAAUGGGCAGCUAUGCAGUGGCUGUGGAGCUGCCUCUCCCAGGACAUGGUUUAUGCAGGCGUGCAUGUUCCUUUGAAGCACUAACAAUGUUCUUGGCGCUACUGGCAUAGCACUGCUAAGCCAGCAGCUGGAACACACUGUGCAGGGGAGCAAGAGGACCUUCCCAGGCUCUCCUCUGCUCCUGUGUGCUUGUUGGCUGCCUGUUAAAUGCCAUCCUCAGGUUGACACUCCGUACCCAGGUGGCAGUGGUAUCCGGAGGGAAGUCUUCCCCAAGCAGACUCCUCUCUUUUUGCUAGCCUCAGCUGGCCUCUGCGUAUCCCUCCUGCGGAGGGUGUCUUCCCCCAGAAAGGCUGUAGUGCUUCACCUUUGGUUCCCGUGCCCCAACAAGUUCCACUUUGGCUAAUCAUCAGCAAUAAUUCUCCCCUUGGGCUGACUUCCUGUCCUGUAAAGCUGCCCUGCGUGACCGGGGGCUGAGAUGUGUGUACCGGAAUAGAGGAAGUGAUUCCUCCCCAGGAAUCUGGGUACCUGGCUGGCUCAGUGCUCUCGGAUGCCUCUGAAAUGAGAGAGGCGAUAAGAUCUUUGUCAUGAGGAAGGGUUUUCUGUCACUCCAUUGGCUCCUUUCCUGUACUCGGGACCUGAUUGCAGCAUCCUGUGCUCUAGGCGUGGUUCUGGAUGAGUCUGCUCAAUCUAAGCUGUGAGUGGUAUGAAAAUACAAGACGGGUGGCAGCAGGGGGUGAUUCCCAAGUCUGUGACAGUGCCAGGCGGUAGCCGGAGUGCCAGUCCGUGUCUGCUGUGUCUCAGGAGCUGCUCUGAGUGAUGUGACCUCGGCCCAAGCACUGCCUUCCAGGUUUCAGAGCCCACUGUCCCUGGCCUCCCGCCACCCUCUCUGAGUUGACGUCUCUCCGAGCUGCCUGACUUGCCUGACUUCGGUUUCCCUUUCCUCUACUAGUGCUGGUGGCAUGUGAGUACCUCGUCUGCCAAGAAGGCAACUCGCUGUUUGAAGAGCUUUCCAGGGACACAGGCUUCCUUCGUGUGAGUGUGAGUGGAUGCCAGGGGCCUCCGGAAUUAAACUUGUUCCAGGCGUCAUGCAAGGAUCUGCGCUAGUGCCUGUGUCCUCACGGAAAGAACAAUAAUAGCUCCACGUACGGUAGGCUCCUGCAAGUGCCACCUCCCUCGAUCUCCUCCAAUGCAGGCUCAGGGAUGCACUCCACCUUGUCCCUGUGAAGAGACUCUGCAUGCUCUCAGCAGCCAGACGGGGUUUCUGCUGCCAGCUUCUUCACAAGCUGCCCCACAGCUGGACUUGCUCAGCAGCACCUGGGGAGGAUAUCCAUUCACGCAGCUGUGUCACGGCAGUGCCCGCUGCACACCCAUGGAGGAACCUAUGUGCAUGUUACGUCUUCUUUGAGCUCCUCAGCCCACAGUGUCUGAACUUACCUGGGCUCCUGGCAGACUGUCUGCUUGUUUUCCCAACUGCUCUCCCUGAUCUUGUUGCGUUCCCUCUCUCGCAGAGCCCGAAAAGGAUGUGAACUUUGGAAUGGGGUCUGUGAGCAGGCUGUGGACUCAGUGCCUGUGUGAGACUGUUGCUGAAUAACAGGAGGACUGGUUAAUCGCUGCGGGCAGCCUUUCUGUCUGGCUGCAGGGCACCAGCCUUGCCUGGGCCCUUCACCAUGUUCCUCCUGCUCCCCUUUGACAGCCUGGUUGUUAAUCUCUUGGGCAUUUCCAUAACUGUCCUCUUCACUCUGCUUCUGGUUUUCAUCAUUGUGCCAGCAAUUUUUGGAGUCUCCUUUGGCAUCCGCAAGGUUUACAUGAAAACGUUAUUAAAGAUUUUUCAGUGGGCGACACUCAGAAUAGAGCGUGGUGCUAAGGAGAAGAACCAUCCAUUAUACAAGCCCUAUGUCAAUGGUAUCAUUGCAAAGGACCCAACGUCACUGGAAGAGGAAAUCAAGGAGAUCCGCCGAAGUGGCAGUGGCAAAGCCCUGGACACCCCUGAGUUUGAGCUCUCAGAUAUCUUCUAUUUCUGCCGCAAAGGCAUUGAGACCAUCAUGGAUGAUGAAGUGACCAAGAGGUUCUCAGCGGAAGAGCUGGAGUCCUGGAACCUGCUCAGCAGGACCAACUACAACUUCCAGUAUAUCAGCCUGCGCCUCACUGUACUCUGGGGACUGGGUGUGCUCAUCCGCUACUGCUUCCUUCUGCCCCUCAGGAUAGCCCUGGCGUUCACUGGCAUCAGCUUGUUGGUGACUGGUACGACAGUGGUGGGAUAUUUGCCAAAUGGAAGGUGUAAGGAGUUCCUGAGCAAGCAUGUCCACCUGAUGUGUUACCGGAUCUGUGUGCGUGCCCUCACAGCCAUCAUCACCUACCAUGACCGAGAAAACAGACCCCGAAAUGGAGGCAUCUGCGUGGCCAAUCACACAUCUCCCAUUGAUGUGAUCAUCCUGGCCAGCGAUGGCUACUAUGCGAUGGUGGGUCAGAUCCAUGGAGGGCUCAUGGGCGUGAUCCAGAGAGCCAUGGUGAAAGCUUGCCCCCACGUCUGGUUUGAACGCUCUGAGGUCAAAGAUCGUCACCUCGUCGCCAAAAGGUGUGACAGUNNNGUCCAGGACAAGAGCAAACUGCCUAUUCUUAUCUUUCCGGAAGGAACCUGCAUCAACAACACGUCUGUGAUGAUGUUCAAAAAGGGGAGCUUUGAAAUUGGAGCCACAGUUUAUCCCGUAGCCAUCAAGUAUGACCCACAGUUUGGAGAUGCCUUUUGGAACAGCAGCAAGUAUGGCAUGGUAACCUACCUCCUUAGGAUGAUGACCAGCUGGGCCAUUGUCUGCAGCGUCUGGUACUUGCCCCCAAUGACCAGGCAGGUAAGUAAGGUGAACCCGGCCCAACUGAUCUGCUACCUGCCCUUUUAUGACCCACAGUUUGGAGAUGCCUUUUGGAACAGCAGCAAGUAUGGCAUGGUAACCUACCUCCUUAGGAUGAUGACCAGCUGGGCCAUUGUCUGCAGCGUCUGGUACUUGCCCCCAAUGACCAGAGUGAAGUCAGCCAUCGCCAGGCAGGGGGGCCUUGUGGAUCUGCUCUGGGAUGGAGGACUGAAGAGGGAGAAGGUGAAAGACACAUUCAAGGAGGAGCAACAGAAACUCUACAGCAAAAUGAUUGUAGGCAACCAUGAAGACCGGAGCCGCUCCUGAGCCCUCUGCCUCCUGCACUGUUACUGGGCCUGGCCAGAGCCCUCUGCCUCCAGCACGAGCCAGGGCUUGUCUGAAACAGCUCUGAAUCUUUGGACUUUGGCUACGCCAGAGCUGCUUGGACAUGCUCCUUCAUCCUCUGGCUGUUCUUUCCUGGAGGCGCUGUUACUGCCCAGAGUCCUUAGGCCCUGGGCAGCUCUUGGCAAAGAUGCCUUCUUGUUACUGUCACAGUGAAGCCCCUUGCAGGGGCAAUAUUAAAUGAAACACUUAUGGUGUCA